AAUGACUUUUCUCGGCUUCCUUUCCUGGUGCUUUUUGUCGUUCAUUAAUUAGUUAAGAUAGCUUGUUUGUUAGCCAGGCAUCAUUGCUAGCUAGCAAAAAAAAUAACUUUUAUAUGUUUUGUUGGCUCAUCCGGGCAGCAACAGCGAGAUGAGGAGUGGAGCGUACAAGUUUCUGUCCGUUUUUUCUUGCCUCAUUGUUUGCGGUUUCAUGUUCAUGUUUUGGUUUUUCGUUUUUUACUCUAUGGUACUUGCGCCAUGACUUACAACUGGAAUGCAUUUGACAGUUAACUAGCUAUUUAGCACAGACAGCUAGCUAAGUUAGCGAACGUUAACCCAGUCGGCAAACGCGAUUUUGUCCCACACAAAGCAACCCAUACUGACAAGUUGUAGCCCGUAAUAGUAACGUUAAUCAAAAGUUUGCCUCCGAAUUUAGCUAGCUACAUAACAAUCAACAGAAACAGUCAAAUGUAGCAAGUUAGCGAACGGCUAACUAGCAACAACAUUGUGCACAUACCCAUAGUGCAUUGCGGCAACGACAGGCGGCCGAUCACAUGAUCUGAAUAAGGAAGCGAGGUUUAUUUGGAUCGUAUCUGAGCAUCAACGAACAGGAGCAGUGAUAGAGAUGGCUUCUGUGUCUGUAGACAAAGACAGUGCAGAUCAAAAGCUGCAGUUUGCUCCCUUCUCCAGUGCCUUAGAGGCAGGCUUCUGGCACCAGCUCACUCAGAAGAAACUCAACGACUACCGACUGGAUGAAAGCCCCAAGAAUAUCAAAGGCUACUACUACAAUGGCGAUCCGGUCGGCCUUCCCACUCGCCUGACUUUGGAGUUUAGUGCAUUUGAGGCGGAUGGCCCCAGCCCAGCCCGCUGCUGUCCCGUCACAGGGACCCUGUACAACACCAACACACUUGAGGCCUUCAAGACCUCAGACAAGAAAGCACUGCUGGAACAACAAGCCAUGGAGAUUUGGGAUGCUAUACAGUCCGGUGACGCUCUCAAGGACCCAUCACUCCUCUGCAAAUUCCUUUUGCUGACUUAUGCAGACCUGAAGAAGUACCACUUCUACUACUGGUUCUGUUUCCCAGCUCUCUGUUUCUCUGAGGGAAUUAAGAUCCUCAAGGAGCCGGCUUCGUUAGAACAAGUCUUCUCUUCUAAACAGACCUCAGCUUUACAGGCAGCCUAUGACAGUCUGUGCAGUGAAACGGGGACCUCGGCUGUUCCUUACUUCCUGAUCAAGUACACAGAGGAGGCUGUCCAGGUGGCCCAGCUACGAGACUGGGACCGCUUCAACACUGAUCUCAACCAGAUAACCGUGGGUGUUUAUGAUCCUUGCACUCUGCCCCAGCAUCCAGGAUGGCCUCUGAGGAAUCUGCUGUUUCUCCUAGCCUGCAAAUGGGGCUCCCAACUGGAUGUGGUGGAAGUGGUGUGUUUCAGAGACAGGACUCUUCAGGGUAGUAGGAACGUUCAGCACAGCAUCGUGUUCCAGGUCAAACUACCGGUACCCGAGCAGUCUGUCAAUGCAGUGUGUCCAAAGAGUGUAGGAUGGGAGAAAAACCCUAAAGGGGCCCUGGGGCCCCGGAUGGUCAACCUCAGUGAAUGUAUGGACCCUAAGAGACUGGCAGAGUCGUCAGUGGAUCUCAACCUGAAGUUGAUGCGCUGGAGGCUGGUGCCUUCUCUGGAUCUGGACAAAGUGACCUCUACCAAGUGUCUGCUGCUUGGGGCUGGCACACUGGGCUGCAACGUAGCCAGGACUCUAAUGGGCUGGGGAGUGAGACACAUCACGUUCGUGGACAACGCUAAGAUCUCUUACUCCAACCCAGUGAGACAGCCACUGUAUGAGUUUGAGGACUGUCUGGGAGGAGGCAAGUCCAAGGCCCUCGCUGCCGUCGACAGACUGGGCAAGAUCUUCCCUGGAGUGAAUGCAGAGGGCCACGUGAUGAGCAUCCCUAUGCCAGGUCACCCGGUCAACUUCUCUGAGGCGACCGUGUCCCAGGCCCGGCGCGACGUGGAACACCUGGAGAAACUGAUCUCAGAGCAUGACGUCAUCUUCCUGUUGAUGGACACCAGGGAGAGUCGAUGGCUGCCCACUGUUCUAGCAGCUAGUAACAGGAAGUUGGUAGUGAAUUCUGCCCUGGGCUUUGACACCUUCGUGGUGAUGAGACACGGUCUGAAGAAACCUAAACCCUGUGAACCAGGAGACUCCUCGGAUCCCUCCUCAUCCUCCUCCGCCUCAUCCUCUUCCUCCACGCCGGCCGAGCCCGCCCAGCUCCCAGCAGCCUCUCUGUUCUCCAACAUCCCCGGACACCGCCUCGGAUGCUACUUCUGUAACGACGUGGUCGCCCCCGGAGACUCCACCAGAGACCGGACCCUGGACCAGCAGUGCACAGUGAGUCGUCCAGGCCUGGCCAUGAUAGCAGGAGCCCUGGCUGUGGAACUCAUGAUCUCCAUACUGCAGCACACUGAAGGAGGUUAUGCGGUGGCCAGCAGUAGUGAUGAUAGGAUGAAUGAACCUCCAACCUCCCUGGGUCUCGUCCCUCAUCAGAUCAGAGGGUUUCUGUCCAGAUUUGACAACGUUCUGCCGGCCAGUCUGGCGUUCGACAAAUGCACUGCCUGCUCACAAAUCGUCCUUGACAGCUAUGAGAAGGAUGGUUUCAACUUCCUGUCCAAGGUGUUUAACUCCUCCCACUCCUUCCUGGAGGACCUGACUGGUCUGACGCAGCUUCACCAGGAGACACAGAACGCAGAGAUUUGGGACAUGAGUGAUGAUGAGAGCAUCUGAGAGGGAGGACGGAAUCCGAAACAACAGAGUUCUAGAAUGGGAACGCACGAAACGGAACACGGAACACAGUCCCAAAGGGAUUCUACUGCGUUCCGACUAUAGCCGUCUCUCUUCUGGUCAGAGUUCAGCUUAGAACAUAUAUGGGCCUUCUUCGCUAUAAUUAUUUUCUAAAACCCAGUUGGUGUUUGUUAUGUAUGCCACUGAUAACAGUUUUAAUAAUGGCUAACAACAUUUGAAAUGGUAAGUUGAACUAAGAAUAUGGGCCUUCAGUAUUUUCUGAAACUAUUUGAAUUGUCGUUGGGUAUCGUCAGAAGGAUGAAAAAUGUAAUCUUUAAAAUGCCGCUGAUACGGUUUUAGAUAAACAUCUAAUAACAUCUGAAAUGCAAAGAAUGUCUGCAGUGCUUCUGCAAUGUUACAUCAGUGAACUGAUUUGACUUAACAAGGGUAAACCCUACAGGGGAAAACCCCUUGCAUUAUAAGUGUCACUCUCAUGAGAACUAAUAUGAAGAGACAUUAUUUCUGUUCUAGUCAUUCGAUUUCUAUGUGCUGAAGGGGAAUGUAAGAUGACCUAUUUUGAGGGUUGUUGAAAAUGUUUAAAUGAUUUCCAGUGUCUCUUGAAUCUUUGUAUUCAUUGUGUUGUUAUGUUCCCAGACAAGCUGUCCUGAUACGACCCAAACCAACUUUACUGUCUGUCAGCUGACUUACCUUGUAAUAUAUGCUCCUUUCCUGUUACCCUUGCAGUUUCUAAUUUGUUACGGGGGAACGUAUACAUCUCCCAAUUUGGCCUUUUACUGUAAUAUACACAAUAAAUAGUAUAUAUAUAUAUAUAUAACAUUUACAUCAAUCUUCUGACCCCUUUACUGUUGCCCUUACAGUUUUAGGGUCUUUUCACACUUUUACACUCAACUAAACGUCUCUUUUGUUCCUCACCAUCAGUUAUGUCCUUUCAGAUUAUCACACUGUGGGGAAAUAUGGCUUGAUGUAGACAAUAUACAUACAGUACAACAUACGCCAGUAGAUUGAAGGAAAUGCUUUACAACCCCGAGGGUAGGUACCGCGGUUUGGGAGACACUGAAUGAUGCCACCAUACUCCGUAUGUUUUCAUAUUUUGUCAUGUUUUUGUCUUAUACUUUCUGUAACGUCUUUGUCAAGUAUAUAUAAAAGCCACGUACAUGCGUGUAUAUCUGACUCUUACAUUGGAUGACAUGUAAAUCAAAUUAAAUGUUUCCUGUAUGGA
Coregonus clupeaformis (lake whitefish) is the source of this 4013-nucleotide messenger RNA. RefSeq names its product ATG7 autophagy related 7 homolog (S. cerevisiae) (gene atg7). Gene Ontology annotation, cellular component: phagophore assembly site; cytoplasm. The record is from RefSeq and is a predicted model, not a curated record. Gene Ontology annotation, molecular function: Atg8 activating enzyme activity; Atg12 activating enzyme activity. Lineage: Eukaryota; Metazoa; Chordata; Actinopteri; Salmoniformes; Salmonidae. The transcript has 19 exons. Gene Ontology annotation, biological process: protein modification by small protein conjugation; cellular response to nitrogen starvation; C-terminal protein lipidation. The coding region runs from base 623 to 2776 and encodes 717 amino acids.